AUGUCCAACAUCGCCGAAGGCACCUCCCUCAAUGUGGGAAGCCACAAGGUCAACGUGGUGCGUUUCUUAUCUGAGGGCGGGUUCUCCAAGAUCUACGAAGUCACCAUGGAUCCUCCUCACGACGGCACGGAGGUGGGCUGCCUCAAGCAGGUCAUAAUUCCGGAUAAGAGCGGACUCAAUGCGUUACGUAAGGAGGUGGAUGUCAUGAAGACGUUGAGCCUGGCCAAACACAUUGUGCGCUACUACGAUUCCAAUGCCGAGAGAUUGGCUGACGGGCAAUACCAGGUGCUUGUGUUGAUGGAGUUGUGUCCUAACAAGUCGUUGUUGGAGUAUAUGAACGCCCGCAUCCGUACAAAGUUGACCGAGAAGGAGAUCCUCAAGAUCAUGGUGGAUAUCACCUUGGGACUUUACGAGAUGCACAAGAUCAAACUCAUACAUAGGGACGUCAAGAUUGAGAACGUCUUGAUAGACGCCAAGAACGUUUUCAAGCUUUGUGACUUUGGCUCCGUGUCGGUUCCGAUCCGGCCUCCAAAAGACCAGCGUGAGUUCCAGCUAUUGAGCCACGACAUCCUUUACCAAACAACUCCGCAGUACCGGGCGCCCGAAAUGGUCGACUUGUACCGUGCCCAGCCAAUUGACGAGAAAUCGGACAUUUGGGCUUUGGGUUGUUUUCUUUACAAGCUUUGUUACUACACGACGCCCUUCGAGGCCCAGGGUGACAUUGCCAUCCUCCAUGCAUCAUUUCAGUUCUUGCCCCAGCCGGAAUUCUCGGGCGACUUGAAGAACCUUAUCAUCAUCAUGCUCCAAGAGAAUCCGCUCUACAGACCUAAUGUGGUGCAGAUCUUAAUGCUCCUUUGCCAGAUGACGGGGCAGAAGCUUGAGGAGUAUGACGUGGAAGACUUUUACCACGCGGGACCUUACAACUUCCAAGCCUUGCACGAGAUGCAACAGCAGAAACAGGAGGAGCUCCGCAAACAGCAACAGCUCUAUUUCGAACAGCAGCAGAAACAGCAAGAGUACGAAAUGCGCAAGAUCAAGGCUCAACAGGAGCUGCAAAAGCCCAAGAGAUCCUCGUCCCAGCGCUCCCUGUCUCAGCAACCAUCCAUCGACAACUUGCUGCCAAGUGUGCUGAAUAUUCCUAGCCCUAGCAUCAAAGCACAUGGAUCAUCCGCAUCCCUUGCAUCUCAGCAACACGCUCAGGCGUCCGCAGUCCCAGUUACCCACGAUGCUGCAACCCAACUGCCCUACCUUGCAUCACAGAUCCCCAAGCAGGGUCAUGUUCUUCCUCAGGGCUCUCCACUUGUUGCCGCUUCGUCUCCUGCUUCACAAAAGAGCAAGUUGCACCAGGUAUCUUCAAUCAAGAACGACUCUCAGGCAAACCUUGCCCAAUUAAACCACCAAUACAACUCGUCCAAUAAUCCAUUCCCAAUCCUGAAGGAAACUCCUUACCCUGUUGAUCAGCAAUCAGAGGGGGAUGCUGACGGGGAUGCCGAUGGAUCUGCCGAUUUGGAGCAAGACUUGGAAGAGAUAUCCAAGUUGGCCAAUGCCGAGGAGCGGUACCCAUCCUUGGAUGCUCUCAACGAUGAUGUUGUGAAUUCAGCGUCUGCUUCAACGCACAGAAAGUCUCUGGACUUUAGCGUGAAAACUGGGCUGGGCCCUAGUGCACCAGGCAGUCGUAAGCAUCUGCAAGACCCUGACUUGAAGAGACCUACCGAGUUUGAAUCCACACAUGCUUGGGAGAAGCCAUCACAAGCGAUUGACAAGGAUGCCGAAAAGCUAGUGGAUGAUAUCUUUGCUUCUAAAACCGGACCAAGCGAUACUGCUGGCACUUCCGUUCCAUCUACAUCAUCCAAAGAGCCAAUUCCUCCGCCAAAGACGGAUGAAGGCUCGAAGGACUACUUCUACGAGCAGCCAGCUGCACAAGUGAAGAGCGAGCUUAAUGUUCAGAAGGGCAACGCUAAGGGUGCCGAACCUGCAACACAAGCGCCAGCGCCAGCGCCAGAGCCAAGAGCUCAAUACGACAAUAUUUCCAAUGGUUUGCAGCGGCCUUCGCAUUUGCAAGGAUCACUUUCCAUGGACCUGUCAGCCACGUUGGCCCAGAAGCCUAAUCACUCGCAUUCUUACAGUAUGGGUACUGUGCCAUUACAAGAUGGCCGCAAGGGCGCUAACCCUUGGGGCGAAUCAUUGAAGCAAGGAAGAAGCCCCAUGCCAGCAGCGGUGGCUCCCACAAUGGAGGAUAUGAACAUCGGUCAAUUGUCAUUGAAUGAUCCCUUGCCUCCGCCAGCACAACCAAUACCACAGCAGAAGCAACCGCAGCAACCACCACAGCCACAAACGGGCAGCAGAGGUCCCUCGAUUGAACUUGAUCGUGACCUCAUUGAACUUGAAGUUGGUCUUUCGUCGGGUGAAAGUUCAGAGGAUGCCCCACCACUUCCGCCCCACCCAGCACGCAAGCAGGUCGAGGAGGUCCUCGUGGACUUGGACAACAAAGAGGAGAAGAGAAAGCCUAAGAUGAAGAAGAGCUUGUCGCAGAACCCCGGCCAGCCUUUCGCCGUUAGAGAAGAGGUGAUUGACUUUGCUUCUGACGACGAGAACCAGCAGCUGGAGAUGAGCAGGUUGUCGAUCCGCAACUCGCUUCGGAAGUCUCGUAAGCUGAGUGAACAUCGCCGCAGCGAUAGCACGCACAGCGAACACAAGCGGCGGUCAUUCUUUGGCGACUGA
Candidozyma pseudohaemuli is the source of this 2721-nucleotide messenger RNA. RefSeq names its product serine/threonine protein kinase (gene AKL1). Lineage: Eukaryota; Fungi; Ascomycota; Pichiomycetes; Serinales; Metschnikowiaceae. Bases 1 to 2721 code for a protein of 906 amino acids. Gene Ontology annotation, biological process: actin filament organization; peptidyl-threonine phosphorylation; actin cortical patch assembly. The record is from RefSeq and is a predicted model, not a curated record. Gene Ontology annotation, cellular component: cytoplasm. The transcript has a single exon. Gene Ontology annotation, molecular function: protein serine/threonine kinase activity; ATP binding.